Drosophila biarmipes is the source of this 6232-nucleotide messenger RNA. RefSeq lists its product as uncharacterized. The transcript has 13 exons. Bases 356 to 5326 code for a protein of 1656 amino acids. Gene Ontology annotation, molecular function: protein binding. Lineage: Eukaryota; Metazoa; Arthropoda; Insecta; Diptera; Drosophilidae. The record is from RefSeq and is a predicted model, not a curated record. Gene Ontology annotation, biological process: regulation of establishment of bipolar cell polarity; establishment of mitotic spindle orientation; signal transduction. Gene Ontology annotation, cellular component: spindle.
CUUUCAAACGCAUUGGUCGAGCGCGCGCACUUGGAGAACGCUGCGAAAGUGUUGAAACAGUUUUUCAAACCCAAAAACAGCAGUUGAAUGAAAUAGCCCCGCAGGAUGGGGAUAGUGCAAGUUCUGGUGUAAGUGUAAGGAAGGACGAAGGCAAAAGCCAGAGCCGAAGUGAGAAAUCCAGCAGCCAAAGGACUACGCCAGAAGCAUACAAAUGCCAGCCAUGGCGCAACUUUUCAUAAGCGGCACUUGCGGCUUACAGGCAAAAUAAGCGGGGCAACAGCACCGGCAAAGAAGAAAGGACACCCAGCUCGCGCCACAGCAGCAGCCCCAGCAGGAGUCGCGAGCAGCAGCCACAAUGGAGCAGGACUCUGCAGCGGGUCCUGCCAAGAAGAGCGGCACCACCCUCUCCGUCGACCGGGCCGCCUUCCUCCUGCUGCGCGUCAGGAAAGUGUUCAAGAAGAAGCGGCAGCAGCGCAAGGAGCGACAAGCCCAGCAAAGUGCCGCCGCCGCCGCCGCGGGUGGUGCAGGCGGAGUGGGCGGUGGGGCAGGCGGUGGUUCCGGGUCGCAAUCGCGACCGGGCAGCCGCAAGCUGCCGCCGCCAUUGAUACGGUCGCGCACCCUGCCCGCCAUCAUUGUGCCAGGACUUCCGGUCGUCUCGCUGCACACGGACAAACAAACAUUCCAACUGGACGAGCGCUUGCUGGGCAGCAAAAGCCGCAGUGGCAGCGCCAGCGGUCAUCGGUGGUCGCUGCUCACACGUGGCAGCAACAACAGCGCCAGCAACAACAACCCCGCCAGCAGCAACAACAACAACAACUCGCAUUUGGCCAACAACAACAACACACUGAUGGUGAAGUCACUGAAUUUGCCAAAAGACGAUAGCAAUUUGGUCUAUCGCCGGAAGUCCUCGGGCAGCACGCCCCACCAGCAUCAGAGCUCGCACCACCAUCCGCACCACCACCACCACCACCUGCAGCAGCAGCAGCAGCAGCAGCAGCAGUUGCAUCAACAGCAGCAAUUGCAGCAGCAUUUGCAUCUGCAACAUCUGCACCACCUGGGCGACUCCUCGCUGUUCCAACUCUCCGAUGACUUUGAGUGCCACGCGGACGGGUCCCUGCUGCUCAGAAUCCCAGCUCCUCAUGUGGUGGCAGCCCGAGCCUAUCGACUGGCGGCCCGAAAGCGAGCGGCCGCCUCCUCGGAGGCCUCCACGCCGAUGUCCCGGGAGCACACCCUGCACGAGAUGCCCCUGGCGGAGUCGGCCAGCUCGGGAUCCGGCUCCGGCUCCGGCUCCGGCUCCGGCUCUGGAUCGAGCACGACCUUCACACGGCUGGCCAAAUUGCUGCAUCAAUCAAGCGCCCUGGCAGGCAGGUCCAAUCUGCAGCCACCGCCGUCGGCUGACAAUGCGGUCCAGAGCCUGGGCAGGGGACUGGGCCUGGGGCUCGGCGACGAGGCGCCACGUCGUCUGUCCUGGGAGAGGCGCAAGGACAGCAGUGCUCUUCAGCGCUCGGCCAGCAUCGACUCCUUUGCCGAGAUUGUGUUUAGCGAGUCGCCGCGCCCCUCGCUGGCCGUCACGGGACCAGGUGGCACCUCCUCCUCCGGCGGCCCCUCGCCGUUCAGCAAACGUCCUUCGGCCAGCAGCCUGUACUCCACCUCGACGCCCAGCUCCUUUGGCUCGCAGGCGCAGGCCCAGCUGAAUGUCAAUUACGGCGACCCGCCAGCCGGAUCCGGAUCGGCGGGAGGACCGGGCCCAGGUCACCAUGGGGCGUCGGGCGGCGGCAACGGGAGCAGCAGUGCCAGCAGCAGCCGGCGCGAAAGCAUGCUCAGCCCCUCCUCCACGCGCCGCUCCAAGCUGACCAGAAUCAUUAACGCUCUGUUCUCGGCGGUGGAGCACGGUCAUCUGGAGAAGGCGAGAACCAUCCUAGAGUCCACCGACGUCGAUGUGAAUAGCAUCAAUAACGACGGCCUAUCUGCUCUGGACCUGGCGGUUCUCAGCAACAAUCGCUCCAUGACCAGGAUGCUGCUCCAGCACGGCGCCAUGGAGGGCUCUCAAUUUUCCGUGGACACCAUUGGCACAAAGCUGAACGGCCUGCUCAAGGACGCCGAGUCGCGGAUUCACGAUCUGAGUGGACCGGAGGGUCUGUGCCCGCCCAUGUUUGCAUCGCGUCCCUCCAUCUCAAGCAUCAUAAUUGGCAACUCAAGCGCCUCGGUGACUGGCUGCACGGGCAGCGAAGUGGAGAAGCAGAUCGGCAUCUGGGAGCGGCGCGUGAAGGGACUCCGCCGCCUGCAGCUCGGCUGGGAUCAGGCCAGGCCACCAGAUGCGCCCGCCUCCGUGGUCGUCGACGUCACCGGCGACAAUUCCAUCAGCGUCCAAAUCCUAGAGCCCUUCGAGGGGGCCAUUGGCACGAAGUUCAGAGUUCAAUGGUCAACCCGUGCGGACUUUAACAACGUAGUCGGCGAGAGUGAGUUGCUGGAGUGGAUCAGCUUCCAUGGCACGAUGGGCGCCCAGUGCCACAUAUCGGGCCUCACCCAGGGUCGUCGCUAUUUCCUGAGAGCCUCCUGCGGAAAUGUCAAGGGAUGGGGUGCCUAUCGCACAUCGGUGCCCGCUAGUGUGGUGCCCUCAACCUGGAGGGAUUUGGACAAUCGAGAGGAUCGAUUUGUGGGUCGCCACCGUAUCCUGGACAAUCUGUUUACCGCCGUGCGGUUGGCCAGACCCGCUGACGUCUCCGAACUGACCUUGGAUCCUGCGAACGCCCAAAGACGCAAUCCCAAAAAGAAGACCACUAUCAAGCAGUUGUUCUCGGUCACCUCCAAGUUUCAGAAGACACUGAGACGCGGUAUUUACUUCUCUUGCAUAAUACACUGCGACGAUAAAGUGCUGGUCACCAGCGAAGACUUUCCGCCGGUUAUCGAGGUGGAUGAGUCCUACCCCAGUGCCCUGCACAUGGACUACUAUUGGCUUAUGAAGGUGGCCUGCACAUGGGAGGAUGUGAAGUCCCUACGUUCGGAUAUGGAGCGCAAUCUCACCUCCGCCGUUCACUUCCGCACCAAGCUUCUGUCGGCGGUCUGCCAGAUGCAAUCGGCACUGGGCAUCUCGGAUCUGGGUCAGCUCUACUACAAGCCACUGCGGGAUGCCCAGGGCACCGUGGUGCUGACCUGUGUGCAAUCGGUGAAGAGCCAGAAGGCAGUCUCCAUCCUAAACUCUCGAUGGCUGCCCGUCAGCAAGCUGCAGAAGAAGCUGAGUGCCCUUCACGAGGACUACACCAUCAAUGAGCUGCUCAUCUCCUCCAUAGGGGACCAAUUACACUACCAACAGGCGGCCCUGCAGAGAUUAGAGCCUGGACUUUACCUGGGCUACCUAAAAAUGCAGUGCUCCAUGGACCAGAUCCAGGUGGUGGUCCCUGUGAAAACGCCUAAUGUCCUGCCUCACUGCAAGGUGCGCGAGAACAGUCACAUCACCGCCGAGGAGUGGCAGGUGCUCCACCGAUGCAGCAGCGAUCCUCUACGCCUGCCCCUGGACUUCAGCUCUCAAGGAGUUGACUCGGCUUCCGGAGGAACAGCAACCACAGAGGUUCAGCGGCUAUUUUUGUACGAUCUCACCACUGCAAUGCACAAACUGUUCGCCAGUAUGAACAUCAAGGCCGCCGAGGCAACCACCCACCGCCUGUACGACGUGGAGGUGAUUGAGCACAGUCCGGACAUAAGUUUCUUGGUGGUCUGUCCAUCCGCCGAAUCCUCGUGUGCCGUGCCCGGCCAGUCGGAGUUGCUGCUACAGAGAGAUGAUUUGGCCAGCUUGAGUAUCCAGGCCUUUGAGAUGAUUCACCUUCGAACCUAUCAGCCGGCCAUUAUCCAGAAGUACGCACGGUUGUCCUGCAUCCUUGAACUAGACACUGCUCUGGCCACGCAUGCUCUCCGUGAGGCCUUCUCCAGCAGCGAGCUGCAGGCGGCCAAGGAGCGUUUGGCCACGCUGCAGGAGCUCAGUGCGAGUCUGACGAUAGUGUGGAAAAGCGUACGCUGGCUUAUGGAUGUGGUGGCCUAUGCCAGGAACAAAAAUGCCCAGCCCUCUCUGGCGAUGCGAGAAAUCCUGGAUUUUGCACAGCAGCGACAGGAUGAGUCGGUAACGACAUCGGCGGUGGGUUCCGCGAGCAAACAGCUUCUUCAGCUACCCAUCCGAGAGACCAAGUUCUCCAAGACGGGCCAGGGAAGAGGCAGUUGGCCAGGACCAGGAACCAACGAAGACCCCACGCAGCGGCAGCCGGAACACUCCAAGUCGGAACAAAACCUGGAAUUGAGUGUUAUUACUCCAGUGGAACCUGCGAGCAAACCAGUUCCUAUGCCACAGCAAUCCCAGCAGCAAUCGCAACAGCAGCAGCAACAACUCCAGCAACCGCAACUUCUACAAGUGUCCACCACCAGCGAAUAUGCCGGAUCCAUUUGUUCAGAGGUAUCCUUCCGUAAGAACAGUGGCGACUCCAUGAGCUCCACCUACACGUCUCGCAGUUUCUACUCCGCCGUUGACUCAGCAUCGGAUGGAAAUAGCACGAACAGUGUGUUUGCCAUUCCGCCUUCGCGUUCCGAUGACACCCUGGCGGAUGCACUGCGUCACUCGCAGGCGGUGGCUGCCCAACGCAAGCGAACCAGCUCUAAUAUAGGUUCCCAAACCAAUCCCCUCAUCACGGUGCACAGCUCCAGCUCGGCUCCAUAUCUGGCUGGGUCCAGCGUAUCCUUGAGAAGCGGCAACGGAGCCUUCGCCACGGAUUUGGAACACAAACCACUAAAGCCAGCGACAAAGGCAUCCUCCAGUGCCAACCUUCGCGAGGGUGGACCCUAUUUGAAAAGCACUCUUGCCGAGCUGCGUGCUGUGGGAGGCGAGGAGCCGGUGGCCAGUACCUCGAAGGCCUCUUCGAUGAAGAGCUUGUCGCGGCAGAGCAGCGAAGAGGACUCCGCCAGCUGUUCCAGCCUUAACGCAGAGCAGGCACCGGGGAUCAUUCAAGUGUACACCGCCUACAGCACGGGAUUGGCCAGUGGAACCAGCCUGAAGCUUCACGUGACACCCAAGACGACUGCCCGGGAAGUGAUCAACCUGGUGGUGAAGCAACUCAACAUGGCCGUCGUGCUGAAGGGAAACAACGGGCCCAUCUACGGACCCGAGAUGCUGGAGAACUUUUGCCUGGUGGCGGUGAUUGGAGCCCGGGAACGCUGCCUGCGAGAUGACUUCAAGCCGUUGCAGCUGCAGAGUCCCUGGAAAAAGGGGCGUCUGUACGUCCGACAGAAGCAUGAGCUACUGGCGGCCAUCGAGCACUCCAACCGGAAAUCGCAUUUGAUCUGAACAGCCGGACGCAAAACUCACUGGAAUCGGAGAACUACCGAAGGAGUAAAGCUUUUAAUUUAGUCGGUGGUGACAAUGAGAUCUCUAGAGAUUGUCGAGUGUCGGGAAAACAUUCAUUCACCACACACUUUGUUUCUGAAACUUCGGGGAUUUAACUGCAAUCCGGGAUUUUCGUAUCAUUCCUUCCGGGUCUUGUAAAUUUAGUUGUGUUUUAGUCUUUGGGUUGCUCCAAUCACAAAUCCCAACUCCUCCCACCCUCUGCAGGGCAAUGAUCGUUGACCAACUCCCGAAUUAGACUGAAUUACUUAUGUAUGCUGCAAUGGCAAACUGAUGAAAUUAUAUUUGAAAUGGUAUUAUAUUUUGAGUAGUUAUACAUUCUACAUUACCCAGGCAAACACACACACGAAUCGGACUAAACAAAAACCAAUUGUUGUUAGUUGUUCUAGGGUAAAGAAGGUUACGCCCGUACAUAAGUAGUAUGUAUGUUAUAUAAAUAUUAUGCGUGCAUCAAUGUAUUUUAUUGUAUGUAUUUUGUAGUUUAGUAAACAAAUGUUUUGAUUGUAUUUUUGUGGCAUUUUUAGGGGCACAUUUUUUGAUCUAAAUGUUAAAUCGGUAAAUACGGAACACAAAACCAAACCAAAUCGAUGGCGAUACUCAAAGAACAGAUGUCAAUAUGCAUUUUAAGUGUCACUCUUGAUGUCUUUGAUGUGUGUGUGUUCUAAAAUAUUGCAAUUCCAUUGGAUUAAACAUUAAACAAAUAAUUUAGCUGUAAUCGAUUGCUUAGUAUGUAACAAAAAUCACCGCAACACAAAAGAUAACGAAAACGGAGAAUAUUUUUUAAAAAUAUAUUGGCACAACUGAAUGUUGAAAAAGAGAAUAAUAGGCAACCGCAAAUCGAAAUUAAAA